UCGGAUUGGAGUGGAUGGCUCUUGCUCCGCUGUUGACAAAUCACGCCAUCCUGACCGACAAGCUAACAUUCUCCGAGCUCUUCUCUCCGAACAGCGGCAUUUUGGGAAGUUGUGAACAAGACGCCAUCAUGUCUAAAGGUACAGUGAUCCUGGCCUACAGUGGCGGACUGGACACUUCCUGUAUUCUGGUGUGGCUCAAGGAGCAGGGCUAUGAUGUCAUAGCUUACAUGGCCAAUAUUGGACAAGAUGAGGACUUUGGAGCGGCUAAAACAAAGGCAGAAAAGCUAGGUGCCAAAAAGGUUUUUGUGGAGGACCUUCGCGCAGAGUUUGUGGAAGACUUCAUCUUGCCCGCUGUUCAGGCCAACGCCAUCUACGAGGACCGAUACCUGCUGGGCACGUCGCUCGCUCGUCCCUGUAUCGCCCGACGCCAGAUUGAGAUUGCACAGCAGGAGGGAGCCCAGUAUGUGUCCCAUGGGGCCACAGGGAAGGGAAAUGACCAGAUUCGUUUUGAACUGACAUUCUACGCUCUCUACCCUGAUGUUAAGAUUAUUGCACCCUGGAGGAUCCCGGAGUUCUACAACCGUUUCCGUGGGAGGACAGACCUGAUGGAAUACGCGCAGAAACAUGGCAUUCCUGUGCCCGUCACUCCUCGCGCACCGUGGAGCAUGGACGCCAACCUCAUGCAUAUAAGUUAUGAAUCUGGCAUCCUGGAGAAUCCCAAAAACCACGCUCCAGCUGACCUCUAUCUCAUGACCAAGAACCCGGAAGAUUCUCCCUCCACCCCUGAUGUACUGGAGCUGGAGUUUAAGAACGGAGUCCCAGUGAAAGUGGUCAGUCUGACUCAGGGAAUAUUCAAGGACAACCCUCUGGAUAUAUAUUUGUUUCUAAAUAUGAUCGGAGGAAAGCACGGAGUGGGUCGCAUCGACAUCGUGGAGAACCGUUUCAUCGGCAUGAAGUCCAGAGGGAUAUAUGAAACCCCGGGUGGUACGAUCCUACUGAAUGCCCAUCUCGACAUCGAGACCUUUACCAUGGACAAAGAGGUGCGGAGAAUCAAGCAAGGGCUCGGCAUCAAGUUCUCCGAACUGGUCUACAAUGGUUUCUGGUACAGUCCGGAGUUUGAUUUCGUGCGACACUGCAUAGCCAAGUCUCAGGAGAAGAUUGAGGGCAAAGUGCAGCUGUCUGUCUUCAAGGGUCAGGUCUACAUCCUGGGACGAGAGUCACCUAAGUCGUUGUACAACGAGGAGCUGGUCAGCAUGGACGUGCAAGGAGACUACGACCCGAGCGACGCCUCGGGAUUCAUCAGGAUUAACGCCGUCAGGCUAAAGGAGCAUCAGCGUCUGCAGGGCCUCUCCAAGACCAAGCAGUGAAGUCCACUGAACCACAAGUAAUGCCUCGAAAACACCGACAAUGUUAUCACUGCCAUGUAAUAUGUCAAAAAUUAGGCUACAAGCUGGUAUUCACAUUCCUAAUAAUUGGUAAAAUUAUAAAUAAAGGACCAAACAAGCA
Molecule: messenger RNA, 1506 nt
Organism: Nerophis lumbriciformis (worm pipefish)
Lineage: Eukaryota; Metazoa; Chordata; Actinopteri; Syngnathiformes; Syngnathidae
Gene: ass1
Product: argininosuccinate synthase 1
Biological process (GO): L-arginine biosynthetic process; urea cycle
Cellular component (GO): cytoplasm
Molecular function (GO): ATP binding; argininosuccinate synthase activity
Source: RefSeq, a predicted model, not a curated record